AUGGCUGAAAACAAGGUGGAACUUCACAGCAUGGAGAAAGCUUUGAUGGAUAAGAUGAAGGGUCAUGCAGUGAGAGAGCCAAACCUAUAUGAGCGAAUCUUUCAGCCGUGUAUAGCUGAGCUGGUGGGGACGACUUUCUUUGUGUUCAUCGGAUGUGUGUCUGUCAUAGAAAAUGUGGAGGCUUUGGGCAGGCUCCAACCUGCAUUGGUACAUGGUCUUGCAGUGGCAGUACUGGUUGCAUGUAUGGCAGAGAUCAGUGGAUCACAUUUCAAUCCACCAUUCACCAUAGCUGUCUACCUCUGUGGUGGAAUGGAGCUGAAGAUGGUGGCACCAUACCUGGUCUCUCAAUUUACUGGGGGUUUGCUUGGAGCAACCAUGGCCAAAGGAAUUACCUCAAACGAGAACUAUGCCAAAGCUCAAGGUGCCGCAUUUACAGUUCUCCAGCCGGAUGACCAGAUUGUGAAGGCAUUAUUUGGAGAAAUUGCUAUGACGUGUCUAAUUACCAUGGUGGUGUUACUGGGUGCAGUUAAUGACAGGAGCAAAAGUCCUUUGGUUCCAUUUAUGAUUGGCUGCACUGUCAUUAUUAAUGUGCUGGCAGGGGGUGGCGUGUCUGGUACAUGUCUGAAUCCUGCAAGAGCUUUGGGACCUGCAGUGCUGACCAACUACUGGACUCACCACUGGGUCUACUGGGUUGGACCCAUUUCUGGUGGACUUAUUGCUGCUGCAUUAGUCAGACUUUUACUUGGAGACAAUAAUAUGCGCUUGCUGAUGAAGUAA
This is a messenger RNA of Myxocyprinus asiaticus (Chinese sucker), 777 nucleotides long. RefSeq names its product aquaporin-8-like. The transcript is spliced from 5 exons. Gene Ontology annotation, cellular component: plasma membrane. Gene Ontology annotation, molecular function: water channel activity. NCBI's taxonomy places the organism in Eukaryota, Metazoa, Chordata, Actinopteri, Cypriniformes, Catostomidae. The record is from RefSeq and is a predicted model, not a curated record. The coding region runs from base 1 to 777 and encodes 258 amino acids. Gene Ontology annotation, biological process: transmembrane transport.